UUGCCCUCUCUGAGACUCCUCGGAGACUCGCCAGCACGCUCUAUUUUCCUGAGACCCUCACUGUGGACUCCCAGGGGGUGGCAUAAAAUAUUCCCCUACCCUUCCCUCAUCCUGGGCAAGGUGUGGCCCCUGGACUGCUGCAUUCUUAGCUGCAGUGACGGUUCUUCCUUCCCCUGGAGGUCCUGCCUGUUCACCGGUGCACAGCACUUCAUUAAGGGAACUUCCUCCUCCAGGCUGACCACCAUGAUGCCCUCAGGGCCACCGCCCAGGGUCUACUGGACUUUGCUCAUCUUUCUGCUUCUUGCCUGCUGUCAGUUGCCCACAGGUGCCCAGGGACAGACGUACCAGUUACGAGUGGAACCGAAGGACCCAGUGGUGCCUUUUGGAAAGCCCCUCAUGGUAAACUGCAGCUUAGAUUGCCCCAGCCCUGGAUUAAUCUCCCUGGAGACAGCCCUCUCCAAGGAGCACCACAGCAGGGGCCUGGGCUGGGCAGCCUUCCGCCUCACCAACGUGACUGGUGACAUGGAGCUUCUCUGCUCUGGCCUCUGCAAUAAGUCCCAGGUGGUGGGUUUCUCUAAAAUCACAGUGUAUGGGUUCCCAGAGCGUGUGGAGCUGGCACCCCUGCCCCUCUGGCAGCCGGUAGGUGAACACCUCAACCUGAGCUGUCUGGUGUUUGGCGGGGCCCCACGGGACCACCUCUCCGUGGUGCUUCUGCGCCAGGAGGAGGAGCUGGGCCGGCAGCCCGUGGGAAAGGAGGAGCCUGCCAAGGUCACGUUCAUGGUGCAGCCGAGAAGAGAGGACCAUGGCACCAAUUUCUCCUGCCGCUCCGAACUGGACCUACGGUCCCAAGGACUGGAACUCUUCCAGAACACCUCGGCCCCCAGGAAGCUCCGAACCUUCGCCAUGCCCAAGACCGCCCCGCGCCUCGUUUUCCCCCGGUUCUGGGAGAUGGAAACCUCCUGGCCUGUUAACUGCAGCCUGGAUGGGCUGUUCCCAGCGUCGGAGGCUCAUAUUCAGCUGGCGCUGGGGAACCAGAUGCUGAAUGCCACAGUAGUGAGCCACGCGGACACGCUCACGGCCACAGCCACAGCGAAAACCGAACAGGAGGGCACCCAAGAUAUUGUCUGCAACGUAACCUUGGGGGUCGAGAAGCGAGAGACCCGGGAGAACUUGUUCGCCUACAGCUUCCAGGGACCCAACCUGAACCUGAGUGAGUCUAACGCCACCGAGGGGACCCCAGUGACUGUGACUUGCGCGGCCGGACCCCGAGUCCAGGUCAUGCUGGAUGGAGUUCCAGCCGCGGUACCAGGACAGCCUGCCCAGCUUCAGCUAACGGCCACCGAGAAGGACGACAGGCGCACCUUCUUCUGCAAUGCCACCCUCAAGGUGCAUGGGGUGACGUUGCACCGUAAUAGGAGCGUCCAGUUGCGUGUCCUGUACGGCCCCACGAUUGACAGAGCUAAAUGUCCCCAACGCUUGAUGUGGAAAGAAAAGACUAUGCAUAUCCUGCAGUGCCAGGCCCGGGGCAACCCGAACCCCCAGCUACAGUGUCUGCGGGAAGGCUCCAAGUUUAAGGUGCCCGUCGGGAUUCCAUUCCUCGUCUUGUUAAACUAUAGUGGUACCUACAGCUGCCAGGCGGCCAGUUCACGGGGCAUGGACAAAAUGUUAGUGAUGAUGGACGUUCAAGGUCGGAACCCGGUCACUAUCAACAUCGCCCUGGGAGUGUUAGCAAUCUUGGGCCUGGUGACUCUCGCUACAGCCUCAGUGUACGUCUUCUGGGUGCAGAGGCAACGUGAUAUUUACCACCUAAAGCCAAGAAGCAGCCGGUGGCGCCUCAGGUCUAUAUAGCCCGUGACUGUGGCAGAGGAGUUAUCCUGAGCUCAGUGAUACUGAGCAAAGACGACAGGGGCUUGGCUGUAUCUAUCUUCGAA
Molecule: messenger RNA, 1931 nt
Organism: Budorcas taxicolor (takin)
Lineage: Eukaryota; Metazoa; Chordata; Mammalia; Artiodactyla; Bovidae
Gene: ICAM3
Product: intercellular adhesion molecule 3
Exons: 7
Coding region: 244-1848 (534 amino acids)
Biological process (GO): cell-cell adhesion
Cellular component (GO): membrane
Molecular function (GO): integrin binding
Source: RefSeq, a predicted model, not a curated record